AUGGAAUUGAGGAACUCAAGUGACCAAAAUAUACUCCAUGUUGCAGCAAGAUGUGGCGAGGACAAUCUUGUCAAAUAUUUUCUCAAGAAGGUUGAGUUUCAAAUGUUGAUCAACCAAAAAGACAACAGAGGAAAUACUCCUUUGCACUUGGCAAAGAUGUACCAUCAUCCCAAGGUUGUCGAGCUUUUCACUUUCGAUAGAAGGACCAACUUAAAGGUCUUGAAUGAUAGGGGCAUGACAUCUCUUGACAUUAGAGAAAGAGCUUUGGAAACUAGUGCAUCAUAUCAUGGGGAACUCUAA
Messenger RNA from Prunus persica (peach), 300 nucleotides. RefSeq names its product cyclin-dependent kinase 4 inhibitor C. Gene Ontology annotation, molecular function: protein binding. NCBI's taxonomy places the organism in Eukaryota, Viridiplantae, Streptophyta, Magnoliopsida, Rosales, Rosaceae. Bases 1 to 300 code for a protein of 99 amino acids. The transcript is spliced from 2 exons. The record is from RefSeq and is a predicted model, not a curated record.